Messenger RNA from Rotaria sordida, 510 nucleotides. NCBI's taxonomy places the organism in Eukaryota, Metazoa, Rotifera, Eurotatoria, Philodinida, Philodinidae. The record is from the annotation of a GenBank genome assembly.
AUGGACGCGAUAGAGUUAGCUCUUCGCAAAUGUCUACAUGUUCUUGUCUCAUCAAAUACAAUUACUGAACGAAAGAGAAAUGUCGAAACAUUUAUUGAAUUACUUAAAGAUAAUCGAAUACAUGAUUUACUUGAUGAUGAAAAUCAAGAUGAAAAUACUACAAAACGUUCAAUAACAUGGAAUGAAAUGUUUGAUACUAUUCGAGAAUAUACGAUCAAUGAAUUGGCUAAUAUUCGAACAAAAUCAACAAAAACUUUAUCAUCAGAUAUCAAAUAUCAAGAAGCACUUAAAUUAUUUAAAACUCUUAUAGAAAAUGCCAAUGCACGUGCUCCUGAACUUGAUGGUCGUCCUCUUAUUGAAUCAAUUAUUUCAAUAAUAACUAGUGAAGUAUGGUUAUCAUGUUCAAUUGUAAUCAAAGAACUUAGUCAUUUAUUAAUUAAUAAUGUUCUUUGUUUUCAUAAAUAUGUCAAUGAAUUACGUGAACAAGAAUGGAUUGGUAAAAGAAAAUAA